AUGUUUGACUGUCUGUUCAAAACCAAGUUUUACUCCAAAUGCAAGUCAUCGAUUAAACUGACAAAGACUCGAAUCGAAAUGAUAAGAAAGAAGAGAAAUGCAAUGGAGAAGUAUACGAGGAAUGAUAUUGCUGAUCUUCUUAGAAAUGGAUUUGAUAUGAAUGCCUAUCAAAGGGCUGAAAGACUUCUGGUUGAGCUCAACAUGUCCUUAUGUUACGACUUCGUCGAGCAAUUUUGUGUACAUAUCUCAAGCCAUCUUACUGACAUGGAUAAACAGAGGGAAUGCCCUGAAGGGUGCAAGGAAGCUGUAUCAUCGCUGAUGUUUGCAGCAGCAAGAUUUGGUGAUCUGCCCGAAUUACGUGAGCUCAGAACGAUAUUUUCUGAGAGAUUCGGGAAAUCCCUCGAGUAUUAUGUCAAUAAAGAGUUUGUAGAGAAGUUGAAGAGAGACCGUCCAUCAAAGGACUUGAAGCUUCAGUUAAUGCAAGAUAUAGCAACAGAAUCUGGUUUGGAUUGGAAUUCAAAAGCUUUGGAAAAUGAACUGUAUAAUGCACAAGAGUAUGGGAAGAAGAACGAUGAAAAGGAGAGUGUGCUUCCUCAAAGAAAUGAUAGAAGUCCAGACGACAUUCCUCCUUUAAGUGACAAUAAAGUGGAGACUACUAGAAGAAAUGAGAUGCAAAACGAGGCAGAAACUUUAACAAGUGAUUCUGGCAAGGAAUCUGAAGCUGACGAACCUUCUAGCUACAAGAAUCGUCCUCCUCCUUAUACCAAAUCAGAAGUCAAAAAUUUGGGGGAUUCUGAAGGUAAUGUGAGAGCAAAGAUGCAUUUAAAAGAAACAAAUCAAGAAAAACCAAAUAUGGCCCAAAGGAUCUUAAAAUUCUUGGACAAGGGCCACUGUAAUCAGAGUGACGAUGAAGAAAGCAGGCUGGACAGGCUUUUAGCACAUUACGCUGAAAAGAAGGCACCUCGUGAAACUGAGGAAUCUGACUCAGUCCUUAAGAUAUCCCCAGAACACGAUAAUAUUAGCACAAGCAAAACCACAAGAAAAGAUGGUUCUUCAAGGAGAACGGCUUCUCUUCCUGUUGAGUUAACCAGUCCACCCAAAACUCCAAAAGGACAUGCUCGAGCCUCAUCCUUCCAGCCCGAAAUACUGAAUUCAAGAGGGAGUGUGCAUCCUAAGCUACCAGACUACGAUGACUUUAUAGCUCGACUUGCAGCUCUCAGAGGAAACUGA
This is a messenger RNA of Fraxinus pennsylvanica, 1230 nucleotides long. The record is from the annotation of a GenBank genome assembly. Lineage: Eukaryota; Viridiplantae; Streptophyta; Magnoliopsida; Lamiales; Oleaceae.